Auanema sp. JU1783 is the source of this 1284-nucleotide messenger RNA. The record is from the annotation of a GenBank genome assembly. Lineage: Eukaryota; Metazoa; Nematoda; Chromadorea; Rhabditida; Rhabditidae.
AUGUCCGACGAAGAGGAAGUGUUAUCUGGUGAAGAGGAGGAGAUUGAAGAGGUCGAAGAGUCCGAAGCGGCCGAUCCAGUAGAAGAAGAAAAUGAGGAAGAAGAGGUUUCGGAAGCAGCCGAAACAACUGCCGAAGAGGCUCCUCCAGUUCAAGAGGAAAAACCAAAACCUCGUCCACCUCCAGUUCAAGAAGAAAAACCCCCAGCAGAAAUGACUGAGGCUGAAGCUGCUAUGCUUGCAGCUAAAAAACGUCACGAAGAAGAAGAAGCUGCCAAGUUGUUAGAUUAUGAACAAAGACGUGUUCUGGAGAAGCAAAAAAUUGAAGAUGAGCUUCGUGAACUGAAAAUCAAACAAGAAAAGAGAAGAGCUGAGAGAGAAGAAGAGGAGAGAGAUUUUGCUGAACGUAGACGUCAAGAUGAAGAAAGAAGACGUAAAGAUGAAGAAGACAGAAAGAACAAAGCUGAUGCUGAAAAAGCACGUAAGAAUGAAGAAAAAGCCAGACGUCAACAGAUGAUGGCUGGAUCAUUCGCUGCAGCUGCAACUGCCACCGCUACUGGAAAAAACUUUGUUGUUAACAGCAAAGGAGAACAAGCUGCUCAAUUCGGAAACUUGGCUCAAGCCACAAAAGCAACAGGAGGAGCUUCGCCAGAACAAAACGAAGAAGCCAAGAGAGCUUAUCUCAGUGCAGUUUGUCGUGCUAUUGACGUGUCAGGUCUUCUUCCAAACGAUUUGAAAGAUAAGAUCAAGGCUCUUCACGCUCGUGUCAUCAAGUUGGAAGCUGAAAAAUACGAUUUGGAAAAAAGAUACGAAAGACAAGAAUAUGAUGUCAAAGAACUCCAUGAGCGUCAACGUCAAGUAGCUCGUAAUAAAGCCUUGAAGAAGGGUCUUGAUCCUGAGGAGGCCGCCAGCUCUACUCACCCACCCAAGAUUACCGUAUCCUCCAAGUUUGAUAGGCAGAUUGACAGGAGAUCUUAUGGUGAUCGUCGUUAUCUGUUCGAAAAUCCAUUUGUCAAGAAGCCAUUCACUAUUGUUCGCGGAACUGCCCGUCCACCUCCAGAGUGGGGAAGAAAAGAAAAUGAGGAACUCGAACAAUUGAGGAAGAACCUUGAACCUCCAAAAUAUACGGAGCUAGUUAAAGCAGAAGGAGAUGCCGCUCGUCCGCCAGUCAAUCCAGCACCUUUACUUCUCCCUGACAAGGAUUUCGAAGAUCUUCCAGAUCAGCUCGUUGAAGCCGCCGCCCCAGAGGUUCCUGAUACCGAGACGGCAGCCGAGCCUGUUGCUUAA